Messenger RNA from Nylanderia fulva, 10804 nucleotides. RefSeq lists its product as uncharacterized. The record is from RefSeq and is a predicted model, not a curated record. Lineage: Eukaryota; Metazoa; Arthropoda; Insecta; Hymenoptera; Formicidae.
UGGCCGCCACGAAAGCGUACGGUGGUGAUGUUGACGUUGUCGUUCGCACCGAGGUCGCGUCACGUCCUCGCGCAGCGUGAAAACCUAAAACGUGCGUGCGUGCGUGGGUCCGCGUGCGCCGUCCGGACCGUCUUGUUCGUUCAUCGAGCAUCGUCGCGGGCGACGAACAGAGAUCGACGCGAGUGCAAAGGUGGUGUCUGAUUCCGAUCCGAGUCGAGUAUGUGCGGUUUCAGAUCCCUGCCGACCGGAUAUCUCGUCCUCGUAGCUGUGCCCGAGUAGCGCCCGACGACGAAGAAACGCCGAGGAGUCGCGAGAGUGAAGGGACGAGGGACGAAAAAGUUGAAAGAGUGAGAGGGGGAGUUACGAAAACUCGAACGUGUCCAUCGUGAAGUGAGCCGCGAGAACAUCGGAUACACGUUUUUACGUCACGGAAACGUCACUUUGCCGGCGAGGAGGAAUCAAGUGCGGUGGAAAUAAGGAGGCAUCGUUGGAAGGUCGCGCGUGAAAAAAUCCGGCGAGAGAGACAGAGACAGAGAGAGAGAGAGAGGUCUCGCGUCGCGCCUCGUCUCGUCAUCGCGAGUGGUGCGUGAUCUCUUCCACGCGAGUGAAACAAAUGCGUGCGCGUGUCACGACGAGAGGAAGACCGCCAGCGCUGUGCGUCGCCUUCGCGUCGUCGUGCCAUCUUAGCGUCGCGCUAGCAGCAACGAGCAAUCGUCGUCACCGCGAGCUUUUAUUACGCGCGGCGACCCGAGCCAGCUCCGAGGGACGGCCAUAUUAAUCCGUCAUCAUCGUCAUCGUCAUCCUCGCCGAUCCGGAGCCUCGUGACGGAUAAUAUUCGACGACCAGUGCGUGCGUGCGUGCGUGCGUUUUUUUUUUUUUUUUUUUCUUUUGGUUCCCUUCUUCUCUCGUCUCCGUGCUACUGCCUCCUUCGAAAGCCAGCGUCGCCGGAUGACGGCUUGUGUACGUAGUGCGUGCGGCGCGGUACCUGGGUGUGCGACUCGCGACAUAGUCUACGAGGUGCUGCCCGUGCCGCCUCAUGUCUACGCAUCGUCUUCAUCGUCGCACGGACACAGCACAGCGGCUCGCCACCACCGUGUCUACCCCUACCUCCGGCAGCAGCAAUAUUACCCUUCCUAGGCCCUAUGGUAGCCACACGCUUCAAUCAACGACGCACAGUGGCCCAUUCGUGAGCUCCAAAGGACCACAUCAAGAAUAUCUUUUAAAGGGUCUCGAGGUAACACUGAGCGACAGCAAGAAGAAGUACAGUGACAAGGUGAGUGCACUCCUGGCAGCCUGGGAGUAUGUCACCAAUUAUAUUCCUGCGGCACCGCCCGAGGCCAUCCAGUCAGUCAUAGAAUGGGCUCACAGACAUACGUUGACACUGGUAUUGCGCGGGGAGUGGCCCAAGUUAGCACCCGUCGCCAAAACGCACCUCUGCGUAACGCUGCAGAGGUGUGCAACUCAGCUGGUGCAACAUCCCGCUGCGCCCAGGUGUACCGCUCUGCUGACUCUGGUGAACAAUCCAUGGGCGCAUUCCAGCCUCGACAGCAUACUUAACGGCCAACCGAAUUCCGAAGAUGAAGAGGAAUUCUGUUGUUCGGAGAAAGGCGAGCUGCUGACGAUGAGACUGAAAAUACUCUGCGAGGACCGCUGCGAGGACAUAGCGGUGAACCUCGCCGCUGCGUGCGUUCGCUCCCUCAGACGAAGCGAUCGACUACGAUCGCUCUCGGAGUCUCAUCACGUCCACUACAUGAUCGACGUGUACAUUGUCCUCUUGUACAAAUUGAAACGCACGCAAGAUAUUUUCGCUCAAUUAAAAUUAAUGGACCUCAACGACGGGCUUGAAUUGGUCCAGAGGCUUAGCGGUGAGAAGCCAACCAAGUAUGGAACGGCGCGUGUUUGGAGAAAUUCGAUAAAGGCCGCGGAGUUGGUCGCGCAGUAUCUCGUUACUGCCGGGAUGGUUCGACCAAUAUCAGAAACCGGUGCAAACAUUUUAGAGCAGAUCUUAAACUCUUGGGCGCUACUGCAUGCAAAAUUGAAGGACGUCGCACCGACUCUGCCCGGCAUGAUUAGGAAAUUAAUUGAACCCGCGGAAAGUGCUCAACAUAUUUAUAUCUUCUGUGCAGUACUUGCAAAACAUUUUGGCGAGAGUAUAAAACCUUUGGUGAUCGAAUUGUAUAUUAGAGCGCUGACGGCGGACAUGAACGAGCUCGAGAGCCAGAAGGCAAAGUCAGACAAGGAUAAAGAGCGCGAGACCGCCAAGCGUCUUAGUACGCAAUUCCUCAAAUUGGCGGACGUAGUAGACGGUAAUAUCGGCAUUGCGAAGGAAUGCGUCUUGACGGCAUUCUCCUUACAUCCUACCAGAGCUUGCUACGACAGAAUAAAGGAAUUGGCAGUGGCGUGUGGAAAGGCCAAGGAAGACGGUGUUUCGCAAGAGGUGGAAACCAUUAAGAGAGAAGACCCCGACAAAAUCGAAGAAAAGGAUCCAAAAAAUGAUCUCCCUAUACCGACUAUUAAGCUCAAAACUGAGAUAACGGAGAAUAACAGCGUUGCGGAAACAUUCUCGGCACAGUCGUCAAGUUCGAUAGUUUCGGAAACGCAUCCGCCGUAUCAAAAUUCGACCGUCACGAAGAGCGUAGACUUUCAGAAUGAACAAGUGACGAAGACUUUCGAGCAAACCAAUCAGUUACUAAAAAGUCUGUUAACAGCGAAGCCCAACAAAACCGAUACGACAAUACCCCCAGCGCCAACAAGUAACAAGUGUCCUCCGUUGCAUCUAAAACAGGAAUCUCCCGACGAAUCGGCCAGCGAACUGAACUUCAAUUAUGGCAAAUUUACUGAGAGCAACAAAAUGAGCGACGACAAACCGCAAGUGAACGAAGCUAGCACGAUGCCGAGCAACGUGGAGAGACCACCAGAUACCCUGCUUGUGAUUAAGAGCGAGCCGGUGAAUUAUGACGAGAAAUCUGUGCCCAGUCAAGUUCUCGAUGGCGAGAAAUUGGGUCUUUCGCCGCAGCUAUGCGACGAUUUGGCCGUAGUACUGAACAGUCCGCGUUUCAACUUGCUCAGCUGGGUGCUAGAUUGGAAAGAGUUGAAGAACUCGUGCGAGCAGUAUCUGGAAAACGCCGAGGAAAUGCGCAAUACGAAUAAGGAGCUGAAAUUCUUAAAUAUCGAUUACUCGCAGUUCAAGGAUUGGCCAUCGGAAGACGACACCAAAGACAUCUUUUUCGGUAUCGAGAAGGGCUACGAGCAGUGGGCCGACCUGCCAUCUGACAGUUCCGAACAGUUCGGCAGCUUUCAGCCGGCGGCCGGCUACAAGCGCUCGGCGGCACGCCGUAGUUUGGACGACACCACGACGGACUCCGACAGCGGUAGUGUAUUGCGCGUACGACGUACCGCGCGAACGCGUAAGAUUCAUCGGCUAGAAUCGUCCGAGAGCGAUUACGACAGCGGCGAGCCUAAACCAAAGCGCUUUCGAGAUAGAAUCAGCUCGGUAUCGGAUGACAGCGACAGCAAUACGCAAGACAGUCAGACCGAUAGUUUAGGUAGCGACGGUUGUCGGCUGGAAACUAAGAAAAAAUCCAAUAAAUCCAGCGGCAAGGAAUCCAACAACAAACGACCGAAGACAUCGAAGCUCACCGUUGACUCCAUCUCGUGUCCUUACAUGUUAAUGGAUGAGGAGACACAACAUACAAACGCGCACGAGGACGCCAGCGGAUCCUCCGAUGUCAGCAGCAACGACAUCAUCACUCUCUUCUCCGCGGAUAUGGACGAGAACAAAGAGACGAUCAAGGGCUCGGCGUAUACCGCUGCGGCGCAAUUGAUUAUCACGACAGAGAGGCGAAGCGAUCCGGCGGUGCUCAAAACUCUCAGGAUGUACAGACCGCAAAAUUCGAAGAAGAUCUCGCAGAUCCUGCAGAAGAACAUGCUAAACAAGGACACCAGCAACGGCAACCGGGUGGACUGCGCCGAGCAACAGGCAACGAACAACAUCGUGAAAUUUGCACCGAUGCUGAGCACGCUAAAUCUGAAUCCGAAGAUCGUGCUGACGCGCGCAGACGAGGCCGACCGCAAUCUGAUGAACCGCAAGAAACAGCAACAGCGGCUGAGCACCGGUGACAUUACCAACGAAUUGAUUAAUAUAAAGACGACGAUGCCGUUUUCGCCAAACAAUAAGAACGUGAUGACGUAUCAGAAGAAGCAAACAUCCCGCGCCUCGAGUGGUAAGAAGAACACCGCCACUAGUAAGAAAACCGACCUAGUAGAAUGUUCCGUGGUAGUCGAAGGCCAUCGCGAUCAUCAUCGUCUCGGUGGUAAGCCCAACUUGAGUAAGAUGAAGUAUGAUAUUCUCGAGAAAGCCGUUAGGGAUUCCGAUAUAUUGGCUAAAAAUGUACCGGGUAUGAAUUCCUUGGACAUGAUGGUGCCGCCGCGGCAACGCUCCACGGUGAACGUUGUGCAGCUUUCCAGGAGUGGUAUUCCGCAGAGCCCGAGUUCGACGGGCGCGGCGGCGGCGGCGACUAUUAACGUCAGCGGCAACACGCCUCCACGGCCCACGCGCACACCAAGCGUGGCCAGUAACCAAAGCAGCAGCGGUGGCAACAAUAGCAUACAACUACCGGGCACGCCGUCUUCAACGGGCGGCCACGACAGUGGCGUCGGGAUGAGUCCGGCCGGUCAGACACCACCGCUGAGAUCUUCGAACCUCGGAACGCCACCGGACGCGGUUGGCGAGGAAGCCAAUCAACUGCCGGAUGCCGCGUCACCGACGACCAUCAGUCCGACGAUCCCGGCGACGACGAUGACCGCUAACAAUCCCUCGACGAUACAUCAGCUUGACGCCGCCGUCAUCGAAUCGUCCGGUACAGUGCGAACGAUGGCACAGAUACGUCGCGCGAGCAACCAGCACAACAAUCAGUCGCCAAAAAAAUCACCCUCCUCUCCAUGCUCCACGGGAACGAUUGCCAUCUUAACUACGACGACGACAACGACCACGACAACGUCUCCAGGAGGAUUAGCCGCGACACCUAUCACAUCCGAGUCAUUGAAGGCAGUCCUCAUAAACAAACCGGACGGCAGUUACCAUAUUACACCGAUCAAUCCUAAUCAGAGGAAUCUUAUAAGCUUGCAGAAUUUGGACGACGGAAUUGGUUUUGCGCGACAUACAUCGCAGCAGCAGCAACAACAACAACAACGUGGUACAGAUGCGUCAGGUAGCGUGUCGUCUAAUAGAACCGCCUACGAUCGACUUGCCGCUUCCUCCGCGAAGAGCGCAUCGCAGUCAGGUCAAAAUGCCGGUCUGCCGAAGUUUAAUCAAGCCUUCCGCAAAACUCUCUAUACCUUGUCAACGGAUGCGUCUGCAAGUGGCGUCGCCGCGACUGAUCCGCCUCUGGGUAAUGUCCAGCAAGCGACAGCAGGAGCAGCAGCGUCUGCGCAAAAGACGACGACGAAUCUAUCAAAAGCGGUGCAAACAUCCGUGCCGAACAAUCAGCAGCAAUCGCAACAUCAACAACAACAACAGCAGUCAAACGCUGGCAACAUCAACGUGCAAUCGAUCAUUCCCAAUCUCCAAUUGCCGGCCAACAGGCAGAUAGUUAGUAUUGUGCCAAGCUCCGGUAACGGCCCGGCAAACGCCGCCAUCGGCUCGAACCAGGCCGCCAACCAGACACUCACGCAGCUCGUGAACGCAAACACGCCUAGCACUAGUGUCAUAUACACGCACAAGGUGAUAACCGGCAAUAAUCCGAAUCAGCUCAACAUCAUACCGACCAUAUCGCAUACCAACUCUGUACCGGGUGGCAGAACUCCAGUGGUUAAACUUAACAUCAUUCGCCCGGUUAGGCAGCAAAUGGCGGGAACUAUUCAGGCUGUUUUGACGCCGAGACUGCAGCAGCAGCAACAACAACAACAACAACAACAGGCCGUGAGAGCGGACAGUCUGAUGGCUUCUUCGAUCGAUAACCAAGUGAGCUCGACGACUUUGGAACAGCUACGGGAGUUCGAAAGUGUGCUGGAACAAGUGAAGGAGAGGAGUACUCAGCCGCAGGCUCACCAUUCGAUCUCCAGCAGCUCGACCACGACAACCGUGCAGACGCAGACUACUACGCAGCAGACCCAGGCAAAUAAACAGCAGCAACAGAUCUCCGUUAGCGCCCUGGCGCAGCAGUUGAUGAUGCCUACGCAACCUAGCGCCAACAGCGAGUCAUUCGCCAGCAAUAAUAGUAAUACCGUGACAUUUCAGCAGGAUUCCGUGUUCUCGCAGAAGGUUUCCGUGGCCUAUGUGAAUCCGAGCAGCGGCAACCAAGCUGUCACCGCUAAAGUGGCGGCCAACUCUGCACCGACGCCGGUAGUCGUGGUCACUAGUUACUGUCAACCGGCAGCAUCACCGGCAUUGAGCGUCACGUCGCAGAGCUCGUCGAGUCCCUGCGUAACCCCGGCUCCCACGCCAUCAUCUGGCAAAACUCCACCGACGCCGCCAUCUACGGCCGCCACUAAAACCGGGGUGAAGAAAUCAACGCCAAAAGCAGUCAAGACCAGCGCCACUAACACGUCCAAGGCGUCGCCGAUACCAAAACCGCAACAGAAGCCGCAGGAAGACGAGCAGACCGCUCAGCGGAUCUACGCGAUCUUGGACGAGUAUGCGGAGCAAUUGAGAAAUUCGCCGGAUCUGAACAACAAACCGGCGCCCCGAAGAAGAUCCAAUCCGCCGACGAAUCCGAAUCAGUCGUCGAAGAGGAAGAAGUCGAGCUCGAGCAAGAAACCGGCGGGACAGCAAACUUCCGAACUAAGUCCCAGCACGGACGAUCUCGGCAGGACUAUGGGCAGCGAGGACUCGUCCAGCGGCAUCGUACACGUGCAGGACAGCCCGGCUGGAUUCUCCGCGCCGGACGAACCGUCGGUGAGCGUCAACAGCCACGUCUCUGCGGACGCAAGCGCGGAGGUGCGCAGUUUAACGAGCGAUUCGAACGACGGCGUUGAAUUGAACGUGAAGCGGCGUAAUCUCAUCUUCACCCAGGAGCCGGGUUCGGGCCAGCCGCGCACGGUGAUCGUACAGGAAGCGUUGCAACCGAGUUCGGUGAGCGUCAGCGAGGCUCUCGCCUCCGUUACAGGCAAGAUGGGAGGUACUUCGGUGCUGAUGCCGACCAGCAUCGUGCUACCGUUGGUCAAGGGAAGCACUCAGCAGUUUCAUAUAGUGAGCGGAUCUAAGUUACUCACGAUGCCAACGACUAUGCGUACCAGCGGCAACGCCAACGCUCUAGUGCUGCAAUCCUUCCUCAAUCAGAGUACCAAGCUGAUUACGCCGCACGUGAAGCAGAUGAAGAUGCAGCCCACCUUGCAGACCCUGUCGAAUAACAAUCAGACGCUGACCGGUGCGCAGAACGUUCAGACCGCGUCUGUGGUGAUACCUCAGAGCGGAAGCGCGCAAUUUGCCGGAGAGACCGCCAUGGCGACGGUGACGACGCCGGACGUGAAACCCAACGUCAUCAGCGACCUGACGAUGAAGAAUGAAACUGUUGGCAGCGGAAUCGCGGUCGAAUCACCGGCGCCGAACGCCGCCAUCGUAGUUAACAAGAGCAAUAAUCCCACUAUCAGCCUGAUUGGGGCCCGGAACAUCAACGAGAUAUCGGACAGUCAGCAGAUUUGCAGCGUCAUCGCCAGCAACCCGAUGCUCCAGGGCACGACAAGGCUCUUCAACUCGGGAAUACAUAAACUGUCGACGCCCGCGACCUUGAAAGCGGAUAACGUGGUCUGCAUCGCGCCGGCAGCUGCUGCCGCGGUCUCUCAUUCAUCAUCGGAGAAGAAAUCGUCGCAGGACGGGCGGGAGAUUCAUGUCGAGAAACCGGUGUCCAUACAAUCAGGUGCCACCAUCGCGCUCACCUUCACCUCGCAGACCGACGUGAACGCUAUGCUGAACGACAGUAGUCAGCAACAGCAGAAAGACACGAAAGAGAUGUCUACCGAGAUAACAUCCGGCACCAAGAUCAUUUCCCCGAAGAAGAGAAAAUUCAACGACAUUAUUGGGAUUCAGGAGAACAUAUCGCCGAGAACUUUGAUUCCUGCAAACAUUGCCACGUCAUUGCAGAAUAAUACAAAAAUUGAGUCUUCUAUUACUUCCACGAACAAGCAAUCGAGCGUCAUCGACAGCACGACGCAAUUCUUGGUGACCGGUGGACCGAGCAGUUCGGACAGUCAAGAGUCGUCUAUGCAACAGUCCACCGAAACAAUCGACGGAUCCUGCAAGGUCGGGAACGGACUGUUAUACGAAAACGCACGCUUACAGGAAGCCUGGGAAUCGGAAGGAAAGAUUUCACCCGACACGCCAUGGAGAUACGUUCCUGCGUCAAUGAAUACACUGAGCAAUGAUUCCUUGAAAGCGUAUUCUAGGGACAACGACAACUCGGAGAGUGUGCUGCAGAUCAUCAACAAGGGCCAAGGCAUCGAGAUGGCGAGCGGGCAGAUCUACCCAUCGAACACGAAGAAGUACUUCAUGAAUCAUACCCUAGACAUUCCGUAUUCCAAUAAGAGCAACCUGAUGAAGUCGCAACUGAUUCCUAGAUUGGACCGCGAGUUGAUGCAACAGAGGAUAGAGAGGAAAGCCGCGGCGUACGAGCGCGAACUUAAAUUGCAGAAGAGCUUGUCGGAAGAGUGCGAGGACCUGGGUGUCGACGAACCCAGUACGAGCGAUCUAUUUCCCGAGGCGGAUUUGCUAUUUGACACGAAUCACUCACCGUCGUACGAUCAUUCCUCGCAGGACGCAUCCUGCAGCCAGUCUUUGGGCAUGAAGCCAUACAAUAGUUCGUACUUCCGGUCGCUGGACUCGUCGAGCGGCAGCAGGGACGCUAGUCCGACCAGCGAUUUCAAAUCGAACGAGUGUAAAAGGAGCACGAGUCAGCGCGCGAGAACUUUGAAGGAUUCGUUGAAGAGGGGCAAACGAGAGAAGGAGGACCUACAUCUGGGGGUCCCGACGAAACACAUGCGACUAACCUUGGAUAAUCUAAGUCAGGAUGAAGCGUCGAAUAGCAACUCGGACGUCUCUAGGCUAUCGCCGGCGAAUCUCGGCUCGUUGGAGAACGAUUCGUCGAAAGACAUGAGCGGUCAUCAUCGCAUCAAACUAAUUUCAAGGAGUGGUUCCAAGGAAGGUACACCUAGUAGCGUAUCCAGUAUACCAUCCAACAUGAAACUGGACAUUGAUCUCGACUCGGAAUCGCUGCCACCCAGCAUCAACGUCAACAAUACUUCAGCGGCGAGUUCGGGUGACGAGAGUCUAACUCUACUCAGCGGCAACACCGCGGAUCACCACACUAUACCUUCACCGUUAUCACCUUUGGCCGCCGGACCGUUGCUGGCCACGCACAAAUACACGUACGCCAACAAGAAGCGCAUGCCGUCGUCUAAGAUACGCAUGGACUCUUACAUGGCCUGGGAGAGUCCGAUGUCCGAGCGCACGAGGUCGAGCAGCGACGACGAGGACUCGAGCAUCAGCGAGUCGAUCAGCAGCCAACCGGAGGACAACGUUGCGUUGAGCAAUGGCUUGGAAGACAGUGUACAGACAUUAAAAUCCUUGUCGGUCGAUCGUCAUUGCUACGUGAAGAAGGACAAGCUGCAGGUGAACGCGAGGGUAGUGCUGAGUCGUACCGAUCACAAAGCGACGACGGCGAUGGCGGCGCUUCCUAAGCGACUCCCCAAAGCGGAAUCGAUUGCGAUGACCGAGUCGAUGGUGGUGUCGAGCGACAAAGCGUCGGAGGCGUCCGAGGACGAGGCCGGUAACAUCGUGCUGAUGGAGCCUGCGGAUUGUCGUGCUAGAAGAUCCAGUCUGCGCGGCCACGUGAAGAAGGGCUGUGCGUGUUGCAACGGCUCGCCGGAGCGGCCGAAGAAGAAGACGACGACAACGACGGUCAAGUCAACGGAUCACAAAUUGAAGAAGCGCUUGUCGUCGAAGCAGCCCGGUAAGAGAAGGUAGUCCUAGCGAUCGAACGCUCGUACGAGCACCGCGACGUGUUAUUAUAUCACUAAUGUAUCGUCAUUGAUGGUUUUUUGAAACGACGCGAGCGAAAUUGUGCCCGAUGACGGGAUGAUGAUGUAGCUUUUCUCCUCGCAAGAAGGAGAGUUCACGAUUCGGACAGUAAAUCUGAUUUUAAUUCGAAUGAUAUCGAUGAUGGAGCAAGAAGUUAUUGUAAAUAUUACUAGAGACGCGCUUAGACGCGCGAAAUUCCGUGAUUUACCACAUUUGCAACAUUUGGAACAUUUGGCGGCUACAUGCAGGUGUUUAGCUGAGAGAAAUAUUCUCCAAGAGUUUAAAUUAAUAAUGAAUUUACGUUUGAGUGCUAGCGCGCGUGUAUGUGCAUAUAUGAAUACAUGUGUAAAUGUAUGUACGCAAGAGAGAGAAAGGAUAUAAAAUAAUAAACAUAUGAUUUAUAUUAAUUAGAAGUUCUCGUCGAUAUAACAGUAGAUGAUCCUUCUACCAUUAGGUGUUAACGAUAUUAGACUUGUAAGGUACAGAUCAUUUAUGUAUGGCAGACUUAGAUUUUAAAUCGUUAAGAACCGUUUAGCGAUGCAAUCUAGUCAAGUUUUAUGACGAGAACGUGGGCGACGAGUGUAAAACAAAUUAUAAUGAAUGAGAAGAUAAGAGAUUCCGUAAUGCGCGAUCGUUAAUAGAUCCCUCGCAGAGUAAAGAGAGAGAGAGCUUGAAUUUAUAUAAUUCAAUCUACAGUAUGUCUGUAAUGACAGAGCUCUUAUUCCACGUUGUAACAUGGUGUGGUCAGACUGAAUAGACAAAUAAUAAUGAAGUUCUCUUUCCGAAAAAAAA